Cavia porcellus (domestic guinea pig) is the source of this 4757-nucleotide messenger RNA. RefSeq names its product semaphorin 3G (gene Sema3g). The record is from RefSeq and is a predicted model, not a curated record. Gene Ontology annotation, molecular function: chemorepellent activity; semaphorin receptor binding. Gene Ontology annotation, biological process: neural crest cell migration; semaphorin-plexin signaling pathway; negative chemotaxis. The transcript has 16 exons. Bases 56 to 2395 code for a protein of 779 amino acids. Gene Ontology annotation, cellular component: plasma membrane. NCBI's taxonomy places the organism in Eukaryota, Metazoa, Chordata, Mammalia, Rodentia, Caviidae.
GCAACCGAGCAAACUACAGCCAGCAGCAGCACCAGAGGGCAGUUCCUUCCUCAGCAUGGCCCCCUUGGCCUGGGCCGUCUGCUGCCUCGUGGGGGCCCUCCUGCUCCGAGAGGGCAGCCCCAGCCCCGUCCCCAGUGCCAGUGUGCCCCGCCUGCGGCUCUCCUACCGAGACCUUCUGUCUGCCAAUCGCUCUUCGAUCUUUCUGGGCCCCCGAGGUUCCCUGGACCUCCAGGCCAUGUACCUGGAUGAGUAUCGGGACCGCCUCUUUCUGGGGGGCCGCAAUGCUCUCUACUCUCUGCGGCUGGACCAGGCAUGGCCUGACCCUCGGGAGGUCCUGUGGCCACCGCAGCCAGGACAGAGGGAGGAAUGCAUUCGAAAGGGAAGAGAUCCUUUGAUGGAGUGUGCCAACUUUGUACGGGUGCUGCAACCCCACAACCGGACUCACCUGCUGGCAUGUGGCACUGGGGCCUUCCAGCCCAUCUGUGCCCUCAUCGCCGUUGGGCAUCGUGGGGAGCAUGUGCUCCACCUGGAGCCCGGCAGUGUGCAAAGUGGACGGGGACGGUGCCCGCACGAGCCCAGCCGUCCCUUCGCCAGUACCUUUGUAGGUGGGGAGCUGUACACGGGCCUCACUGCUGACUUCUUGGGGCGUGAGGCUAUGAUCUUCCGAAGUGGGGCUUCCCGACCAGCUCUGCGUUCAGACUCUGAUCAAAGUGUCCUGCAUGACCCUAGGUUUGUGAUGGCCACACGGAUCCCUGACAACCCUGACCAGGACAAUGACAAAGUGUACUUCUUUUUCUCGGAAACUGUCCCAUCACCUGAUGGUGGCCCAGGCCAUGUCACUGUCAGCCGUGUGGGCCGCGUCUGUGUGAAUGAUGCUGGUGGCCAGCGGGUGCUGGUGAACAAAUGGAGCACCUUCCUCAAGGCCAGGCUGGUCUGCUCUGUGCCUGGCCCUGGAGGUGCCGAGACCCACUUUGACCAGCUGGAGGAUGUGUUCUUGCUGUGGCCCAAGGCAGGAAAGAAUGUUGAAGUGUACGCGCUGUUCAGCACUGUCAGUGCUGUGUUCCAGGGCUUCGCCGUCUGUGUAUACCACAUGGUGGACAUCUGGGAGGUCUUCAAUGGGCCCUUUGCCCACCGAGAUGGUCCUCAGCACCAGUGGGGACCCUAUGGGGGCAAGGUACCCUUCCCCCGCCCUGGUGUGUGCCCCAGCAAAAUGACCGCGAAGCCAGGACGACCUUUUGGCAGCACCAAGGACUACCCAGAUGAGGUGCUGCGGUUUGUCAGGGCUCACCCCCUCAUGUUCCAGCCUGUACGGCCUCGGCGUGGCCGGCCUGUCCUCAUCAACACUAACCUGGCCCAGAUGCCGCGGCAGAUCGUGGUAGACCGCGUGGAGGCAGAAGAUGGGACCUAUGAUGUCAUUUUCCUGGGGACUGACUCAGGCUCUGUGCUCAAGGUCAUGGCUCUCCAGGCUGCAGGCUCAGCUGAGCCUGAAGAGUUACUUCUGGAGGAGCUCCAGGUGUUCAAGGUGCCAACGCCCAUCACUGAGAUGGAGAUCUCUGUCAAAAGGCAAAUGCUGUAUGUGGGUUCUCUGCUGGGUGUGGCCCAGAUGCGGCUGCACCAGUGUGAGGCCUAUGGCAGUGCCUGUGCCGAGUGCUGUCUGGCUCGGGACCCUUACUGUGCCUGGGAUGGUGUCUCCUGCACCCGAUACCGCCCCAGCCUGGGCAAGCGCCGGUUCCGUCGGCAGGACAUCCGGCAUGGCAACCCUGCUGUACAGUGCCUGGGUGAGAGGCAGGAUGAGGAGACUCCAGGAUUGGUGGCCAACACGGUCUAUGGCACGGAGCACAACAGCACCUUCCUGGAGUGCCUGCCCAAAUCUCCCCGGGCUGUCGUGCGCUGGUUCUUGCAGAGGUCAGAGGAUGAGGGGCCUGACCAGGUGAAGACUGAUGAGCGAGUCUUGCAAACAGAGCAGGGGCUGCUGUUCCGCAGACUCAGCCGCCUCGAUGCUGGAACCUACACCUGCACGACACUGGAGCACGGCUUCUCCCAGACUGUGCUCCGCCUGGCUCUGGAGGUGAUUGGGGCUGCACAGCUGGAUCGUCUGUUCCCGGGAAAGCCGAGACUGGAGGAACGCCCAGCCCAGAGAGGCCUGACCUCUGCCCUCCCCAAGGGGUGGUAUAAAGACGUCCUGCAGCUCACUGGCUUUGCCCAUCUGCCGCAGGUGGAUGAGUACUGUGAGCGUGUAUGGUGCAGAGGCAUUGGGGAGCGUUCAGGCUCUUUCCAAAGCCAGGGGAAACAGGCCAAGGGCAAAAAUUGGGCAGGGCUGGUGCUGGGCAAGAAGGUAAAGAGUCGGGGCCAGGCUGAGCGCAAUCGGACACCUCGGGAGGUGGAGGCCACAUAGAGGAGGGCCAUGGAGAGGGGGGUGGUCCGGAUGGGCUGGGAAACCCAGCAGUAACCUCCAGUAUCUCUCACCCCUCCAUCUAUGGCAGAGGGAACCAGGUUGCCUGAUUGCCUCUUAGGGACUCACAGGAAAGACUGGUGGCCCAAGUGAAGGGCCCUAUGCCUGAGGCCUGUUUCCUGCCCCUCUUUGUGUUCUCAGUCUCAGACUGAAGCUGGUACACUCAGGCCCCUGGCAGCCCCGAGGGAGCUGCCAUUUGUUCUCAGAGUUGGCCUGGCUUCCGGAGCGCAUUUCUAGUGGUGCCCAAGGCAAGAGGGUAGGGUGGUUCUUUUCCAGCCUGCAGAACAAUGGGCAUUCUAAGUAACCCUCAGAGUGGGUAUGUGAGUAGCUCAAAGGAAGUGUCUGGGCAAGGGGACUCAGGCAAUCUGAGGAAUGUCAAAGUAGCCUCUUAAGGUAGAACCUAUUAAGAAAAGAGUUAGGGAGGUGCUGAGAAAGUAGCGCAGUGGUACCCUGCCCGUCCCCAUCAUGCCGUGAUGUGUUGGUGGGUCCCUGCCGCAGCCUAAUACAGCUUCAGCAUCUCAGCAUUGCAGAAGGGGCUGCUGGUUAUCUGGGAGUGGCCAGGGCCUCCGAUCUUACUUUAUAAACCAGAGAGAGGCGUCUCACGGCCUAAGCCACCUUCCUCAGGCCACAAACUGUCAGGCCAGGUUUGUUGGGAUGCCCAUACCUCCUGACGGAUUCACCCCCAACCCCCUUGCCAUUAGGUUCCCAUGCUGAGGAGGAGGGAGAGGAAUAGCAUGUAGGGCAGUGAUGUGGAACCUUUCAGAGCUUUCAAUGAUAACAACAGCCCGCUACAGCACCCAUGCCAUAGGCUCACCACCACUGAUCUAGGAAAUAUCAGCCCUUGUCUUUGUGACGGGGAGAUGGGGAGAAGGGAGCUGGAGAAGUUAGGAGUGGGAGGAGAGGGCUAUCUUUCCAGGGCUACGCAGGCACGCCAGACUUGGGAGGGUAGGAAUGUGGAGACUCUGCGAGCUGCAGCUGAUGAUCAAUACUGGAAUCAGGACUUUUUCCAGGACCACAGAGAAUUGAGAAGCUGUGGACACGGAGGGAGGGUGAAAGGCCCUCAGAAUGGACUAAAAAUCUAGAAGCAAAUGUGUUCAAGAACUUAAGAUGAUAUUAUUUAAUUCAGGGGCUAUUAGGAAAGCCAGAUGUUCCCCAGAGUCUGUAUUUCCUGCUAAACAAGGCAUGGAUAGUGUAUUUUGAAGUCUUGCUUGCCUGCCUUCCUUCGUUCCUUUUCUGGUGCUGGAGAAGGAACCCAGGGCCUUGUGCAUGCUAAACAAGCAUUCAACCUCUGAUCUUCACCCUCAGCCCCCCCACUUUCUUUUUUUAAGGGGGGAAAUGUAGAGAAAAACAUGCUGGUUUGUGGUAACAAGGCUCACAUGAGAAGGUCUCUUUUUGUCAACAACAGUUUCUCAGGCUAGGAAGCACAGGGCAGGAGGAGGACAACUAAAUUAAAAUGUGUUUCCAGUCUGUACAUGAACAAGUUAGUGACCCACAAAACUGAUUGGGCAAGAGCUCAAGAGUGCCUCCUUUAAAAAAACCAAAAUAAAGAAAGGGAUAGGGAUCAAAUGUGGGUUUCCUGUCCCACUGAGACUCCGACUCCCAUCCUGACACUGCCAGUGUGCUGGCAUCUGAAACAGUGUCUGCUUCUCCCCUUUACUGGGAGGCAAGUGAACUGAUGCACUGAAAUGAACUAUCCACAACUGGAGGCUUCUCCCUCCUGGAAGUGCUGUCUAUUGGGAUAUUAGCUGGUGAACGCAGAAGAAAUGAACAGGAAGGGGGUGUGUGACUGGAGGAAGGAAGGGAAGGGGAGACAGGGCUGAUUCGAGAGGUGGAGGACAAAGUACAGAACCCCAGAAAAGGGUGUUGGAGCUGUAGCCUGCUCGGCCCCUCUACCCUGGGAAAUCUAGAAAAACACAACUGAGGCCUUGGUGACCUUUGAGCAGAGCACAGGCUUGACAGGCUUCAGGCCGAGUCGUUUGGGGAGAUGACCCUGGAGACAGAGAGAAGGAGCACAAGAUCCUGAAGGACACACACCUGCUCUUGGAAAAAUAUGGACAACUUCUAUUAACUGCUGUGCUUCUCACGGUACUGUGUGUCCUUAACUUGGAAAUGUUCUCUAUGUGUGACUUUUAUGUUUGUGUUUAUAUGUCAAGAUGGGCCUUGUGAUUUCUCUGUCUUCAGAGUAUACUUCUUGUAAUUGCUAUUGCUAUUUUUUAUUGUGAUAACUGUCCUUGAGCUCUGGCAACUACAAGGAAAGGAAGUUAAUAUUUAUAUCACAUAAUUAUAUCAUUAUUGUAUCUUUGUA